Messenger RNA from Cucurbita pepo subsp. pepo (vegetable marrow), 2510 nucleotides. NCBI's taxonomy places the organism in Eukaryota, Viridiplantae, Streptophyta, Magnoliopsida, Cucurbitales, Cucurbitaceae. The record is from RefSeq and is a predicted model, not a curated record.
AAAAAAGAUCUAAGCUGAUUUCCUGGAAGGGUCAGGGUCUGACCUCAGUCCAUUUCCUCAGACCCCACUCUCCAAAAUCCAUACUGGGCAUCCUCCAUUAGUGCUCCUAAACCAUUCUCUCUCUGUGAUCCCUUCGUCUCAUUCGUAUUCUUAUCGCCGACCCAAGGGUUGUGUAGUGGUUUUGAUGAAUGAAGUAUGAGAUUUGGUGGAGGGGUUGCCGCAACUUGAGAAGGGGCUGUUCAGGUUAGAUUGAGAAGAAGCAAAUCGAAGAGGGGGCAUAUUUAUAUCCAUUGGUAAUCAGAUCAUCGAAAGUGGGGUUUGCCAGUUUUGAAGUGUUGUGUUGAAUGCUGCAGAAGAGACUGCAAGCAAGAGGCUCCAAAGUUGUUCUUGCUGUUUGAUGGUGAUAUCAUAACUAUAAUCAACAUUAGGGGUGGGGGCAGAGAUCAUGGUUCCACAGCGCCACCACAACAGCAACGAUGGCGUUUCUCAACGGGUCAACAGCCCACGGUUCUCGGGUCCUAUAACUCGUCGUGCACACUCCUUCAAGCGUAACAACAACAGCAAUGACAUUAAUAAUGGCACUAAUUCGAACACCAUCCAAAAUAAUGGGCUUAGUAGCCAUCAUGAGAUUGAUCUUCCUGUGAACUCACCCAGAUCAGAAGCUUUCAGAAGCACGGUUCUAGUGGAUGGCUUUGAAUCCGGUUUGGAACGGAAGACAGGUCAACAUGUUAGCCAGAGAACUCACGGGGGUGUUGCUGCUAAAAGUUUGUUAAAUCCUGGUUUUGUUUCUCUGGACUUUAGGCUAAGGGAGAAAAGGAAACUGGGACAUUUGAUGUUCAUGAUGUUCUGUGGUCUUUGCUUGUUUCUGGGUAUUCUCAAGAUCUGCAUGAAUGGUUGGUUUGGAUCAGUCAUCGAGACCAACGAAUCACAUCAGGAUAAACCCGACUCCAUUACAAGUAGAAAUCAAGUGGAUCAGAAAUCUCAUAAUCUUAGAUAUAGGGAAGGGGAAAGUAGUAUGGAGCGAACUCCGAUGAUGGAAUCACGUGUAGUCGGGAGUCAAAAUGGUGUGGAGUAUUCAGAAAUCUGGACGAAACCCGACAGCGAGAAUUUUGCUCCUUGCAUCGACGAGGGAAGGCGCCACAAAAAGCUAGAUGCGAAGACGAAUGGAUACAUUCUCGUAAAUGCCAACGGUGGCUUGAAUCAGAUGAGAUUUGGGAUCUGUGAUAUGGUUGUGAUUGCAAAGGUUAUGAAAGCAGUGCUCGUCCUUCCUUCGCUCGAUCAUAAGUCUUAUUGGGCAGAUGAAAGUGGCUUUAAAGAUCUGUUCAAUUGGCAACACUUUCUUCAGACAUUGGAGAACGAUGUUCAUAUAGUAGAGACACUACCACCCGCGUACGCCGAAUUAGUGCCCUUCAACAAAACACCAAUUUCUUGGUCCAAGACUGGUUACUAUAAAGCAGAGGUCCUACCACUGCUGAAGCAGCAUAAGGUGAUGUAUUUUACUCACACGGAUUCCCGGCUGGCUAACAAUGGUCUCUCGAGUUCUAUACAGAAGUUGAGAUGUCGUGUCAAUUUCGAAGCGUUGAAAUAUUCAGCUCCAAUUGAAGAGCUGGGGAACACCUUGGUCUCUAGAAUGCGACAGAAUGGAAGCCUUUAUAUUGCUCUUCAUUUGAGGUAUGAGAAGGAUAUGCUGGCAUUUACAGGCUGCAGUCAUAAUUUGACAACAGCCGAAGACGAUGAGCUGCGUAGAAUGCGUUAUGAAGUUGCCCAUUGGAAAGAGAAGGAAAUCAACGGGACGGAGAGAAGGUUGCUCGGUGGCUGCCCGCUGACCCCAAGGGAGACUUCUCUUUUGCUCAGAGGCUUGGGGUUUCCUUCCAGCACCAGAAUAUAUUUGGUAGCUGGUGAGGCUUAUGGAAAUGGAAGUAUGCAAUAUCUUAAGGAUCAUUUCCCCAAUAUAUAUUCCCAUUCUACACUCUCCACAGAAGAUGAGUUGAAUCCUUUCAAGAAUCACCAGAACAUGUUAGCUGGCAUCGACUACGUCGUAGCCCUUCAAAGCGAUGUUUUUAUCUAUACAUAUGAUGGCAAUAUGGCGAAGGCAAUUCAAGGUCACAGGCGUUUUGAGGGCUUCAAGAAGACCAUAAGUCCAGACAAGGAGAAUUUCGUCAAACUUGUCGAUAACCUCGAUGAAGGAAAGAUAUCGUGGAAAAAAUUCAGUUCGAAAGUGAAAGCGCUUCAUAAAAAUCGAGCCGGGGCUCCAUAUCUUAGAGUGGCUGGAGAAUUCCCAAAGUUGGAGGAGAGUUUUUAUGCAAACCCCUAUCCAGGAUGCAUUUGUGAUAAAACCACAGAAAAGUAGAGGCCAAAAGGAUUGGCUUAUAUUCUCUUCGACUCCUCCGACUCCAUAAGAAGAGGUUAAAGGUUUAACUAUUUAUUUGGGCACGUCCCCACCGACAGCGACCGUUGUAAACUUUCAAAUUUUGGAAAGGUCUCUGGUUAGAGAAUACUUCAUCGUCGAG